Hibiscus syriacus is the source of this 979-nucleotide messenger RNA. RefSeq names its product tropinone reductase homolog At5g06060-like. The transcript is spliced from 5 exons. The coding region runs from base 1 to 858 and encodes 285 amino acids. Lineage: Eukaryota; Viridiplantae; Streptophyta; Magnoliopsida; Malvales; Malvaceae. The record is from RefSeq and is a predicted model, not a curated record. Gene Ontology annotation, molecular function: oxidoreductase activity.
AUGGCUGGAGCAGUAGCAGGUUGUAAGAAUCAGAGAUGGUCUCUCCAGGGCAUGACAGCUCUUGUGACUGGUGGAACAAGAGGCAUAGGAUUUGCUGUGGUGGAAGAACUUGCAGCACUUGGGGCAGUAGUUCAUACAUGUUCCAGGAACCAGACAGAGCUUAAUGAAACGUUGCAGGAAUGGCAGACCAAAGGGUUUAAGGUGAGUGGUUCUGUCUGUGAUCUCUCUUCUAGAGAUCUCAGAGAGAGUCUUAUGCAGACUGUCUCCUCCGUUUUCGAUGGAAAGCUGAACAUCCUCGUGAAUAAUGCAGGAAUUACAAAGCUCAAAUCCUUUGAGGAUCAUAGUCUGGAAGACUACACAACCGUGAUGAGUACAAACCUUGACGCUCCUUAUCAUCUUUCUCAACUUGCAUAUCCUUUCCUAAAAGCAUCUGGAUGCGGAAGCAUUGUGUUUAUCUCCUCCGUAGCUGGUUCAGUGGCCUUACCUGGUUUAUCUGCAUAUGCAGCAUCUAAAGGAGCUAUCAACCAAAUAACAAAGAACUUGGCAUGCGAGUGGUCAAAGGAUAACAUCCGGACCAACACUGUUUCACCAUGGGGUGUCAAAACCACGAUCGAAACAGCAAAUCUGAAUACAAACGCACAUUAUCACGAGAAACUCUGCAGGCUCAUCGCCGGAACAGCAAUGCCGAGAAUGGCCGAACCCGAAGAGAUAUCAUCCUUAGUGGCAUUCCUUUGCCUACCAGCUGCUUCGUACAUUACCGGACAAGUUAUUUCAGUGGACGGAGGGUACACUGCAGGUGGCUGUUGGCCAUUUCAAAAUUUCAGCUUUGAUAUAUUUAGUCAUUUCAAUUAUAAGUAAUCAUUGAGGUAUCAGCCUGUAACCACAUGAACUUUGUCCACAACAUUUCCUUGGGUGGGUUAAAGCUUUUUUUAACUUGUUAAGAAUCAAUAUCCCCUGCCUGUUAUAGUCAUUCACAUUG